Messenger RNA from Pseudomassariella vexata, 1435 nucleotides. RefSeq names its product tryptophanyl-tRNA synthetase. NCBI's taxonomy places the organism in Eukaryota, Fungi, Ascomycota, Sordariomycetes, Amphisphaeriales, Pseudomassariaceae. The record is from RefSeq and is a predicted model, not a curated record. Gene Ontology annotation, molecular function: tryptophan-tRNA ligase activity; ATP binding. Gene Ontology annotation, biological process: mitochondrial tryptophanyl-tRNA aminoacylation. The transcript has 5 exons. Gene Ontology annotation, cellular component: mitochondrial matrix; mitochondrion. The coding region runs from base 182 to 1357 and encodes 391 amino acids.
CUCAACAUUUACGCAUACGAUUCCGCUCCACGAACAGAGAGCGGAUCCAAUCUCAUUAAUUUGAUUACGAAUGCUAGUUGAAAGGGCCAACCAUAAUUGCGGCCUUGUUGUUGAGAAGCCCUAGGCGAAAUCUUCUAAGCUGUGAAGAUAUCGCAUUGCAUCGACAAUCCGAAGAGUGUAAAUGUCCUCCAAAGUCUGUGCCCGCUGCAGGCCUUCAGCGGUCUCACGAAGCCUGAGAAGUCUCCUCAUGCCACGAGCUCACAGGCGCUCCAAUUCUACUAAGGCGGAGCCUGCUCCGAACAGCCAAAAUGUCACUAUAUUCUCCGGCAUCCAGCCCACGGGCGUGCCGCAUCUUGGCAAUUACUUCGGCGCCAUGCGGCAAUGGAAAAAGCUACAGGAUGGGGCACUAGAUGGGACCAAGCUCAUGUUCUCUAUCGUCGAUUUGCAUGCAAUCACCAUGCCGCAGGAUGGGCCAAUUUUGAGGCAAAGGAGUGCGGAAAUGCUCGCUGCUUUGCUGGCAAUUGGACUGGAUCCUCAAAAAUCUACAUUGUUUUAUCAGUCUUCGGUCCCUGCGCAUACUGAAUUGAUGUGGAUUCUGAGCUGUACGGCAUCAUUUGGGUACCUGGGUAGAAUGACCCAAUGGAAGAGUAAACUCUCCCUGGAUAACAAUGCCUUGCCAUUUACCGAAGAAGUCACCUCGUCGAAGCUCAAGCUGGGCCUGUUCUCCUAUCCCGUUUUACAAGCAGCAGACAUCCUCAUCCAUGGGGCCACACACGUCCCCGUAGGCGACGACCAAAGACAACAUCUCGAGUUCGCACGCGAAUGCGCCACGAACUUCAAUCAUGCUUAUCCAGGGGUAGACCUCAUAGCACCUCAAACCAUCACCACUCCCUCGCCCCGCGUAAUGUCCCUCACCAACCCCCUCAAGAAAAUGUCCAAAUCAACCCCCAACCACCGCUCUCGCAUCCUCAUCACAGCCGACGAGGCCCAGAUCCGCUCCCGCAUCAACAGCACCGUGACCGACUCGAUGAACCUCGUGACGUACGACCCGGCGCACCGCCCGGGCGUUGCGAACCUGCUCGAGCUGCUCGCGCAGUGCGAUCCGCAUGAUCGAUCACCGGGACAGCUGGCUAAGGAUAUGGGUAACGAGGCUAACCUCAAACAGCUGAAGGGCAUAGUGGGGGAUGCGCUGGUGGGGGAGCUGGCCGGGAUCAAGGAGAGGUAUGAAGAAAUCUUGGGACGGCAGGGUGGAAAGUGGAUAAGGGAGGUGCAGGAAGAGGGUGCGGUAAGGGCAAGGAGCAGUGCGGAGGGUACGAUGAGGAGGGUAAGGGAGGCGGUUGGGUUGGGUGCUCCGUAGAUGAGGCAUGAGAAGAGCCGUGCUGGAAAGGUGUAUUAAAUGUAAAAUUUACCUGUACGAAAUACCAUGUAUACUGAG